This is a messenger RNA of Callithrix jacchus (white-tufted-ear marmoset), 1191 nucleotides long. RefSeq names its product complement C1q binding protein (gene C1QBP). NCBI's taxonomy places the organism in Eukaryota, Metazoa, Chordata, Mammalia, Primates, Cebidae. The record is from RefSeq and is a predicted model, not a curated record. Gene Ontology annotation, molecular function: kininogen binding; complement component C1q complex binding; transcription corepressor activity. Gene Ontology annotation, biological process: regulation of complement activation; negative regulation of mRNA splicing, via spliceosome; cytosolic ribosome assembly. Gene Ontology annotation, cellular component: cell surface; nucleus; plasma membrane.
GGAAGCGCUUCCUGACGGGGCGGGGCUUCCGGCAGCGGGCUACGUCGCGGGGAGCCUAGAGUUGGGUAGUCCUUUGCGUCUGCACGUGUUCCUAGUCCUCUCCGCGAUGCUGCCUCUGCUACGCUGCGUGCCCCGUGUACUGGGCUCCUCCGUUGCCGGCCUCCGCGCCGCGGCUCCCGCCUCGCCUGCUUCGCCAUUCCGGCAGCUCCUGCAGCCGGCGCCCCAGCUCUGCGCCCGGCCCUUCGGGCUGCUCAGCGUGCGCGCAGGUUCCGAGCAGCGGCCGGGCCUCCUGCGGCCUCGCGGGCCCUGCGCCUGCGGCUGUGGCUGCGGCGCGCUGCACACCGAAGGAGACAAAGCUUUUGUUGAUUUCCUGAGUGAUGAAAUUAAGGAGGAAAGAAAAAUCCAGAAGCAUAAAACCCUCCCUAAGAUGUCUGGAGGUUGGGAGCUGGAACUGAAUGGGACAGAAGCUAAAUUAGUGCAGAAAGUUGCUGGGGAAACAAUCACUGUCACUUUCAAUAUUAACAACAGCAUCCCACCAACAUUUGAUGGUGAGGAGGAACCCUCGAAAGGGCAGAAGGUUGAAGAACAGGAGCCUGAAUUGACAUCAACUCCCAAUUUCGUGGUUGAAGUUAUAAAGAAUGAUGGCAAGAAGGCCCUUGUGCUGGACUGUCAUUAUCCAGAAGAUGAGGUUGGACAAGAGGAUGAGGCUGAGAGUGACAUCUUCUCUAUCAGGGAAGUUAGCUUUCAGUCCACUGGCAACUCUGAAUGGAAGGAUACUAAUUACACACUCAACACAGAUUCCCUGGACUGGGCCUUGUAUGACCACCUAAUGGAUUUCCUUGCGGACCGAGGGGUGGACAACACUUUUGCAGAUGAGUUGGUGGAGCUCAGCACAGCCCUGGAGCACCAGGAGUACAUUACUUUUCUUGAAGACCUCAAAAGUUUUGUCAAGAGCAAGUAGAGCAGACAGACACUGAAAGCCAUAGUUUUAUGGCAGGCUUUGGCCAUUAAACAAAUCCAAGUCAGAAGCUAGACACGUGCUUUGAAAUUAUUAUCCUAAUAUCAUGGGAAAAAAACAUCAAAUUUAAAUUAUAUGUUUUACGCUCUCAUUUAUUACCAUUUUUUUCUGUACAAAUCUAUUAUUUGUAGAUUUUUGUAUAACAUAAUAGACAAUAAAAUUGGUUUAUCUCC